Musa acuminata AAA Group (dessert banana) is the source of this 1777-nucleotide messenger RNA. Its product is annotated as ACT domain-containing protein ACR3-like. The transcript has 8 exons. The record is from RefSeq and is a predicted model, not a curated record. The coding region runs from base 210 to 1532 and encodes 440 amino acids. NCBI's taxonomy places the organism in Eukaryota, Viridiplantae, Streptophyta, Magnoliopsida, Zingiberales, Musaceae.
GCCCUUCCGACGUCGAAAGAUACCCCUCGGCCAUCUUCUUUGCCGAAUCUCGCCUCUUCUCCCUCUUUUUAUAAUCCCAUCCUUCUAUCUGAUCUGAUUCCUCCCCCUCUAUAAAUCCCCCUUCUUCGCUCCUCCUCCUGCGUGCCGCGCUCGGGAACGACUCCAGCGAGCCAAGAAAAGGUGAGAAUUGUGUGCCUUUCUUGGUCCUCAUGCGACCUUACUUCGACCCUGAUUAUGAAAAUUUCAGCCAAUGGAUCAAUCCCCCAAGAGUGUGUAUAGACAAUGUUACCUGCAAUGACUGUACACUUGUUAAGGUGGAUAGUGUGAACAAGCCCGGGAUACUUUUGGAAGUGGUGCAGGUUUUGAGCGACCUUGACCUAGCCAUUUCUAAAGCUUACAUCACUUCUGAUGGCACAUGGUUUAUGGAUGUAUUCCAUGUUACUGAUCAGCAAGGAAGAAAGAUUACCGAGAAAAAGACUAUCGACUACAUUGAGAAGGCUUUAGGUCCAGAAAGCCUAAAGGCGGACUCAUGGCCAGGAAAAUCAGUGGGAAUGCACUCAUUUGGUAAUCACAUUGCUAUAGAACUAAUUGGCACAGACCGUCCAGGCCUCCUGUCUGAGAUCUUUGCGGUCCUUGCAAAUCAGCAUUGCAAUGUGGUAGCUGCUGAGGUUUGGACCCACAAAAUGAGGGUUGCUUGUGUUAUAUACAUAAAUGAUGAGGCCACAUCUGAACCAAUGAAGGAACCUAGCCGCAUGUGUACAAUGGAAGAGCAGCUACGGAAUGUUUUGCGUGGGUGUGGUGAUGAUGUAAAAGGUUCUUGCACUAGCUUUUCUAUAGGUUCCACUCAUGUGGAUCGUCGCCUUCAUCAGCUAAUGCUUGCUGACAAGGACUAUGAAGGUUAUGGUGGCGCUAUAGAGGAGAAAGAUGACAUGCUUUUCAGGCCAGUCAUCACUAUUGAUCAAUGCGAGGACAAAGGUUACUCAGUGGUGAACAUAAAGUGCAAAGAUCGGUCAAAGUUGUUAUUUGAUAUAGUCUGCACAUUGACGGACAUGCAAUUUGUUGUUUCCCAUGCCUCAGUCUCAUCUGAUGGCCCCUAUGGUGUACAGGAGUUAUAUAUUCGUCACAAGGAUGGAAAGAUCCUUGAUUCAAAAGAUGAAAAGGAGAGGGUCAUCAAGUGCCUCGAAGCUGCAAUUCUUAGAAGAGUAUCUGAGGGAUUCAGUUUGGAGAUUUGUGCUAGAGACAGAGUAGGGUUGCUCUCUGAUGUGACAAGAGUUCUUCGGGAGUAUGGCCUCUCGGUACUAAGAGCAGAUGUGACGACCAUAGGAGAGAAGGCCAUGAACGUGUUCUACGUGAGGGACCCAUCCGGGAAUCCAGUGGACAUGAAGACCAUCGAAGCUCUCCGACAGGAGAUUGGACACACCGUGAUGCUCAACGUGAAGAGGGUACCUUCCACCACCAAGUCUCCCGAGGCCAGUGGCUGGGCCAAGACCAGCUUCUCCUUUGGCAACUUGUUUGGUAAGUUCUUGAGCUGAUCAGGGGCACAGGGUUGGCCUCUUAAGGAAUGAGGCUUGUUAGUAAGACCUGCAUGUAGAUUAAACAUCCCGCAAAAUGUAAAGUAUUCAAAUAUGGAAUGAGAGGGACUGCUAGUAAAGCUGCAUGUACCGAAUGGAUUCCAGAAUUAUCUGUUUGGGGUCUUGUAGACCAGAUGGUGCUUUAAAGGUUCUGUCCCAUGGGAUAAGGGCAUUGAUCUUAUUACUUGGAGACAGGUUUUUCUGCA